Molecule: messenger RNA, 876 nt
Organism: Symbiodinium natans
Lineage: Eukaryota; Dinophyceae; Suessiales; Symbiodiniaceae
Source: the annotation of a GenBank genome assembly
AUGCUGGCUUGGGGUGAGGAGCAGGACAGCACGCCGAGCGGAGGGCCCUCCUCGCGACCCUUGUAUGGCUCGCCGGCCAGCGAUGAGGAUGCUCCUUUCGGCCGAGGGGACCAUUCCGAUGGGCUCAUCAACCGGCUCAUCGAGGCCUGCCAGAUGGACGAUGUUCGUCGAGCCUUUGGCAUCUACGAAAGGCUGCGGAGGAUGGAGGUUCCGCUCUACGAAGGGGUCUACAAGCUCAUCAUUGAGUGUUGCACCCGUACUCACCAGCUUGGUCAUGGCAUCCAGUUCUACGAGACUCUGAAAGGCUCUGGCCAGCGGGUCUCCUCCAGGCUGCUGAUUGUUCUGAUCGAGGCUUGUGCCAGGGAGCAGCACGGUGACAAGGUUUACGCGCUGUGGCAGGACUCAUGCCCCAAGAAUGAGGAGAUCGAGAGCAGCCAUCGUGAAGUACUCUUUGUGACCCUUGCGUCCUUGGUCCGCACGAUGAGCCCUGACUUGGCCCUGGAGAUCUUGCGGGACGCCUUGCAGAGGUCCCGCGCUGGUGUGACCUGGCUGGUGGAGUCCCAGGCACAGGUCAGAGAUCUGCUCCAGCUUGUGGUGAGCGCUGCCAGCGAGGCACAGCUCGAUGGUGCGGGGCAGUUAGGCCACGGUCUCUUGGCCAGUUACAGGGGCCUCGAGGACCUACUCCAUUGGCUUCUGGAAGAAUCAGAUCGGCAGAUGCUGGCCUUUCCCAGCAAGAGCCCAGUGCUAGGUUCGGAGAGCCCCACCAGCAUUGCUACGCGGCCGCCAAGUGGCCGAGCGGGCACCGGCUUUGCUGCGGAGGAUGAGAUGCUCUUGAUGGAGGAUGUCGAUCUGGAUCUGGAGCUGGCUGCAAUGUGA